UAGAGUACAGCCCAUGGUACUAGGUAAGUUAUCAGCAUCAUCUGGUCAGUCUGGUCGUCGAGGGACAUGGAUGGGCUAUGCUACUAGGUGCAAUAUGUGGUUAGCUUCGGUAAAAAAAAACACUCGAGUAACCUGUCAGUUCUUUGAGUCGACCGAAGUUCCGCCAAGCUGCAGAAUGUCACCACGUAUGAUGGCUGGCUUCACGACCACACGUAACGUAUCGUCGAAUGGUUUGAAUGGUAUACGAGGUAUGGAGAAAAACAGCUACCUACGUCAGGUGUUGGUUGGUAGUAUGUAAGUAAAUAUUACCUGAAUGAAUAGAUGAGAGUGAGCAUAUAAAGACGACAUCCUCUCGUCUUUUCAAUAGUCUUCUCAUUAUCAUCAGCAUCAGCUUCAACAUCAACAUCAACAACAACAUCUCAAAGUUUCAAUACUCUCACCCACGUCUCCAUCUCUAUCAACUCCAGAAUAUAUCUUAUUCUCCCUUCCAAACCAACCCCCCCAACAACCAUCAAUAUGCAGUUCACCAAGCUUGUCCAGCUCCUUUCCCUCGCCGUCGCCUCGUCGGCUGUCUCUGUCUCCUACGAUACCGGCUACGAUGACCGAUCUCGCUCUCUUACCGUCAUCUCCUGCUCCGACGGCCCUACCGGCCUGAUCACCCGCUACGGAUGGCAAACACAGGGCGACAUUCCCACCACCUACAUCGGCGGCACUGAUGCUAUCGGCGGCUGGGGUUCAUCAGCUUGCGGCACCUGCUACGAGCUCGCGUACCAGGGCAAGACCAUCAACGUCCUGGCCAUCGACCACGCCGGCUCCGGCUUCAACAUCGCCCUCGACGCCAUGAACGCCCUCACCAACGGCCAGGCCGUCAGCCUCGGCCGCAUCGACGCCACCUCGCGCCUCGUCGACGUCAGCGCCUGUGGUGUUACCGCAUAAGCGAACCUUUUCCGUCUUCUUUUUUUAUUUAAUUUAAUUGCUUACGCAUCCAUCCUCUCUUCCAACAUCUUUACGCCUUACGUACGGUAUGAUACGAUACGAUACGAUACGAUACGAGAUGAGAGAUCCAUGGGUCCGGGGGUUGAAUUGAACAUUUGGGGUGGAGGUGGUGUUCGGGUCCCGGCGUCUUUUUUUUUAUUAUCAUUACCGAUCAUAACGGAAAAAAGUCCUAUCCAUUCUAUAGUACUUAAUGUUCAUUCCUUAAUAUCUAACACAUUGCAAGCCAUGCAUCAGGGACGGCGCUGGGUUUAUUUAUUUAUUUUACCAAUCCAAAAAAAGGACAGCAUUCAUUAGGAGUAUAGUUAUCACACAUACAGACUUACAAUAGCAUAGCAUAGCCAUAUUUGCAGCAAGCACUCACUACCUACUUAUCCGCCUGGGUACCUACAUAGGUAGUACUUUAGCUUAACAAGAAAUCAAAAAAUAUGACUUCUCGCAAGGAAAGAAAA
Molecule: messenger RNA, 1445 nt
Organism: Hypoxylon fragiforme
Lineage: Eukaryota; Fungi; Ascomycota; Sordariomycetes; Xylariales; Hypoxylaceae
Product: Cerato-platanin
Exons: 3
Coding region: 517-936 (139 amino acids)
Source: RefSeq, a predicted model, not a curated record